UUGUGAUUCUAUCUCAUGAAACGACUCUAAAUCUGCUGUUUAUCAGGCUGAAGAAGAAGCAAGCAGGAGGAAUUACUCCAGGAGAAACUACUGACAUACUGUUGGAAAGAUGGAGUUUGAGGAAGAACCCUGCAGAAUGAGAGAUGAAGAUACAGAGGAACAAACAGACUCAAUGGAAGUGAAUAAGGACAAGCAGCAUCGGUUUAAAAAACCUUAUGACACAGAUGAAGAUGGAAAAGCUAUCAUUUCACAAACCGAAAAAAAACAAGCUGAGAAAACUGGAGUCAAAGGAUCUUUCGCCUGCACAGAGUGUGGAAAGAGUUACACACGUAAACCAGAACUUAACAGACACAUGAGAGUUCACACUGGAGAGAGGCCUUAUGCAUGCACUCAGUGCGGGAAGAGUUUUGCACACAGAUCAAAACUUAACAGACACAUGAAAAUUCACACUGGAGAAAAACCCUUCACAUGCACUCAGUGUGGAAAGAGUUUUACUCUAAAAGAAACCUUAGAAAAACACACAAGAGUUCACACUGGAGAAAAACCAUUCACAUGCACUCAAUGUGGAAAGAGUUUCACAUCCAAAAGCUUUCUCCAAAUCCAUCUGUCUUCUCAUGCUGGACUGAAGUCGUUUUUCUGUGAUCAGUGUGAUAAAUCAUUUGUUUCUCCAUCAAGUUUAAGAACACACCUUAAACUUCAUACUGGUGUGAAGCCUUACUUUUGCACUUUUUGUGGAAAGAGUUUUUCACGACAGCAAACUUUAAAAGAACACGAGAGUAUUCAUACUGGUGUGAGACCUCAUUUGUGCUUUGACUGUGGAAAGACCUUUGUUAAACCCAACCUCUUAAAACAACACCAGAGGACUCACACUGGAGAAAAACCUUACAAGUGCUCACACUGUGGAAAGAGUUUUAAUUACUCGUCAUAUUUAAAAAAGCAUGAGAUGAUUCACACUGGAGAGAAGCCACACCAGUGCUCUUCAUGCGGGAGGAGUUUUGCCCGACUCUGCUCUACAGGUUCAUAUGAAAAAGCAUGGCCCAAAGUUGUCUAAA
Molecule: messenger RNA, 1052 nt
Organism: Sinocyclocheilus anshuiensis
Lineage: Eukaryota; Metazoa; Chordata; Actinopteri; Cypriniformes; Cyprinidae
Product: gastrula zinc finger protein XlCGF7.1-like
Exons: 3
Coding region: 110-1051 (313 amino acids)
Biological process (GO): regulation of transcription by RNA polymerase II
Cellular component (GO): nucleus
Molecular function (GO): DNA-binding transcription factor activity, RNA polymerase II-specific
Source: RefSeq, a predicted model, not a curated record